Ectocarpus siliculosus is the source of this 1741-nucleotide messenger RNA. Lineage: Eukaryota; Phaeophyceae; Ectocarpales; Ectocarpaceae. The record is from the annotation of a GenBank genome assembly.
UCCUGCUGUGCCCUCUGCGGUGGCUCCCCCCCGCUCCCCCCACCCUCCUCCACCGACGACGAAAGUCCUCGUUCAAAGUUGCUGUGAUCGGUAGAGGUAUCCGUGGGGGUGCUCGAGGAAAACGGAGAACAUGGUGGCGACGAAACGAACGGGCACGUCAACUUCAACUCUCCUGCUGGCGGCAACGGCAGCGUUCUCUAUUCUCCCGCAGGAGACAAGAGCUUACAGCGGUACCGUUCCCAUAUUCCCUGACAUCGCUGCGGGGAAGAGCAAGGCGGCGGCGGUGGCCUACGAGGCUCAGUGCAGAAAAAGGCCAAAAGUAUUUGCUCCCAGAGCAGUAAUACGGGCUACUGACCUAACGAAGGUAUUCGACACUCACCACAUUUUUUUCAAGGACGAGCACGUGACGGCGCUGGAUGGAGUUACCGCUGAUAUCCACGGGCCGGGAUCGGUGGCCUUGGUGGGGCCUUGGAACUCUGGGAAGUCAACCUUCCUCAAAUGCCUCGCCGGUCUCGAAGCCCCGACGUCCGGUGAAAUCACGGUGAGCGGUCUCCGCAAGCCCGUCUACGUCGGCCGAGCCAUCACCAGCACAACGGGAAAGACGGUCCGGCAGCUCCUGAGGGAGGAAGUAGCGUCCCACCUCCCGGGCAAGAACAACGGGCGCCAGGUGGAGCUGACGACGAACACUCUGCUCGGAGCACUGGAGCUGCACGGGGUCAGCCUUACAAAGGACCGGGACCUGAGCGGGGGCGAGGUCUACCGGUUCGCGAUGGCGAUGGCGUUAGCCCGGGGCUGCGGCUCCCCGACCCCCCCUGUGCUGCUGCUGGACGACAUGUUUGACAGGAGCGACAAGAGGGUGAGGCAGGGGGUCGAGUUCACUCUCUUCGACCUCCAGAAGAAGAUGGGUGUCAUGCUCAUGUUCACAGCCCCGGGAAACGACGCCGUAGUGCAAGAGCUGGGUCGCCAGGUGGCGGAGUUUUCGGAGGGGAAGAUAGAGGAGGUGACGGUACACGAAAAAUCGCGCUACGCCCGCCAAAUGUUCGAGCUAAUGCGGAGGGAUAUCGAAGAGCAGGCUCGCCGCUUCCGGAGGCAGAGCGACGCCGACUCGCUAGCGAGUUUCCUUACCUUCGCCUGACUCGGCGAUGGACCGGGCGAUCUUCCCUAGCGCCCACCUUGACGGUGGACGGGACGAUCUACGUGAUCUACGAAACUCCUGACUUGACGAUGGACCGGGCGAUCUACGUGAUCUACGAAGCUCCUGACUUGACGGCGGACGGGGCGAUCUACGUGAUCUACCAAACUACGCCGCACACAUAAACCGGUGGAGCCUGGGGACGGCAUACACCCGAAAGUCGGAAGGAAUGACAGUGUAGUGUCGAUAAAUGCGUGCGUGCGUGUCUUGCGUACCGAUCCUUGGAUUGCCAAGUUGGAUGUGGCGGGAACGAACAGGCUGUUUUCCCGAAGGCCAAAGCACAUUCUCGCCGCUGAUUUUUAGCACCGUACGCGAGGCGUUUCUAUUGCCUUUGUUGGAGGUGUUGUAGAUACUCGUCGGUGGUUUUAUUUCGCAAAGCUCCGGUGUUCGUCGCUCUCACCAUCGAGGAGAGUGAGCUAAGAGAGCAGCUGCCUAGAUUAGAGCACGCAGUAAAGGAUAAUAUGUUGUAGGUGGUUGAUGAUCGAGGCAUGCGUUCGAGCUUGAGGACCGAUUUUGACGUAGUUUUGUUUUUUUAUUGAGAGUAGAGGG